Messenger RNA from Neopsephotus bourkii (Bourke's parrot), 8144 nucleotides. RefSeq names its product kinesin family member 16B (gene KIF16B). The record is from RefSeq and is a predicted model, not a curated record. Bases 86 to 5815 code for a protein of 1909 amino acids. Gene Ontology annotation, biological process: microtubule-based movement. NCBI's taxonomy places the organism in Eukaryota, Metazoa, Chordata, Aves, Psittaciformes, Psittacidae. The transcript has 24 exons. Gene Ontology annotation, molecular function: microtubule motor activity; microtubule binding; phosphatidylinositol binding.
CGGGCCGGGGCGGGGCGAGGCGAGGCCGGACCGGCGGCGGCAGCUGGAGCAGGUGCAGGCCCGCGUGGCCCGGUAGGGAUGAGCCAUGGCUUCGGUGAAGGUGGCCGUGCGAGUGCGGCCCAUGAACCGCAGGGAGAAAGACCUUAAUGCAAAGUUUAUUAUUUCAAUGGAAAAAAACAAAACGACAAUCACUAACUUAAAGGUGCCAGAGGGUGGUACUGGAGAUACAGGACGAGAAAGAACUAAGACAUUUACCUAUGAUUUUUCCUAUUUCUCAGCAGACAGUAAAAGUCCCAGCUUUGUUUGUCAAGAAAUGGUUUUCAAAAAUCUGGGUACAGAUGUGCUUAAAUCUGCUUUUGAAGGUUAUAAUGCUUGUGUUUUUGCAUAUGGCCAGACUGGAUCUGGGAAGUCCUACACCAUGAUGGGAAAUGCGGGUGAUGCUGGUUUAAUACCUCGAAUCUGUGAAGGAUUAUUCAGCAAAAUAAGUGAGAAAACAAAGCGGAAUGAGGCAUCCUUUCGAACAGAAGUCAGUUAUCUGGAAAUUUAUAAUGAACGUGUGAGAGAUCUUCUGAGACGGAAGUCAUCAAAAACUAAUAAUCUACGAAUACGAGAACAUCCAAAAGAAGGGCCCUAUGUUGAGGAUUUGUCUAAACAUUUAGUGCAAAACUAUGGUGAUGUAGAGGAACUUAUGGACGCAGGAAAUAUAAAUAGAACGACGGCUGCAACUGGAAUGAACGAUGUCAGUAGCAGGUCACAUGCCAUUUUCACAAUCAACUUCACUCAGGCUAAAUUUGAUUCUGAAAUGCCUUGUGAAACUGUUAGCAAGAUUCAUUUGGUAGAUCUUGCUGGAAGCGAGAGAGCAGAUGCCACUGGUGCCACAGGGGUUAGAUUAAAGGAAGGAGGGAAUAUUAACAAAUCCCUAGUUACUCUGGGAAAUGUAAUUUCUGCCUUAGCUGAUUUAUCUCAGGAUGCAACAAAUCCUCUUUCAAAGAAGAAACAAGUAUUUGUGCCUUACAGGGACUCUGUGUUGACUUGGUUGUUAAAGGAUAGCCUAGGAGGAAACUCUAAAACGAUAAUGAUUGCCACUAUUUCACCUGCUGAUGUCAAUUAUGGAGAAACUUUAAGUACACUUCGCUAUGCAAAUAGAGCCAAAAACAUCAUCAACAAGCCUACUAUUAAUGAGGAUCCUAACGUCAAACUGAUCCGUGAGCUGAGAGCUGAAAUAGCCCGAUUAAAAGCCCUGCUUGCUCAAGGGAAUCAGAUUGCACUGUUGGAUUCUCCAACAGCUUUAAGUAUGGAAGAAAAACUUCAGCAGAAUGAAGCAAGGGUACAAGAACUGACCAAAGAGUGGACAAACAAGUGGAAUGAAACUCAGGAUAUUCUGAAAGAACAAACGUUGGCUCUGAGGAAAGAAGGGAUAGGUGUUGUGUUAGAUUCUGAACUGCCUCAUCUAAUUGGCAUUGAUGAUGAUCUUCUCAGUACUGGUAUCAUAUUGUACCACUUGAAGGAGGGCCAAACACAUGUUGGCAGAGAAGAUGCUAUGACUGAACAGGAUAUUGUUCUUCAUGGCCUUGAUUUGGAAAGUGAGCAUUGCAUCUUUGAAAAUCUUGAUGGUACUGUGAAUCUAAUACCGCUGAAUGGAGCGCAGUGUUCUGUGAAUGGUAUUCAGAUUACAGAGGCCACACACCUAAACCAAGGUGCUGUUAUAUUACUUGGAAGAACCAAUAUGUUUCGCUUUAACCACCCCAAAGAAGCUGCUAAACUAAGGGAGAAAAGAAAGAGUGGACUGCUGUCUUCCUUCAGCUUGUCUAUGACAGAUCUUUCAAAAUCCUGUGAGAACCUGUCAGCAGUUAUGCUUUAUAAUCCAGGUCUUUUCCCUGUAAAAGGACCGAUCUGUCUAAGGCUGGAAUUUGAGAGACAGCAACGGGAGGAGCUUGAAAAAUUAGAAAGUAAAAGGAAGCAAAUAGAAGAGAUGGAAGAAAAACAAAGAUCUGACAAAGCAGAACUCGUAAGAAUGCAGCAAGAAGUAGAAUCACAACGCAAAGAGACAGAAAUAGUACAGCUGCAAAUUCGAAAACAGGAAGAGAGUCUGAAACGAAGAAGUGUUCACAUAGAGAGCAGGUUAAAGGAUUUGUUGGCUGAAAAGGAAAAAUUUGAAGAAGAAAGAUUACGGGAACAACAGGAGAUAGAGCUUCAAAAGAAAAAGCAGCAGGAAGAAAUUUUUGCUCGGGUCAAGGAGGAAUUGCAGCGACUACAAGAGCUUAAUCAUAAUGAAAAGGAAGAGAAAAUGCAGAUUUUCCGUGAACUAGAAAGACUUAAAAAGGAAAAAGAUGAACAGUAUAUUAAGCUGGAAUCAGAAAAAAAGAGACUUGAAGAACAAGAAAGGGAGCAGGUGAUGCUGGUGGCUCAUCUAGAAGAACAGCUUCGAGAGAAGCAGGUCAUGAUAGAGCUCUUGAAAAGAGGGGAUGUACAAAGAAUUGAAGAAGAGAAAAGAGAUCUUGAAGAUAUUAGAGAAUCUCUUUUGAAAGUCAAGGAGGCCCGAUCUGAAGGUGAUGAAAAAUGUGAAGAGUUAGAAAAAGCCCAGCAUGAUUUUGUAGAGUUUAAAAGGAAACAACUGGAGCAGUUGACUAUUUUGGUGAAAGACUUAGUUCAACAAAUGGAUCACCUAGAAAAGGAAAUAGCAGAUGAAAGAAGAGCUCUGGAACACUUAAAAUUUGCACAGGAAGACCAUUUAAAUCUCAUGAGAGAUGAUGAAAAUUUUGUGGAUGCUGUACUCAAGGCUGAAAAAGUUGAAAAGAUAAAGACAGCAGAACACAGGCUCCAAUCCAAAGUGCGCCAGCUUGGGUACCUGAAGAGUAGUCAUUUGCCAGCUCUGCUGGAAGAAAAACAAAGAGCUUCUGAAGUCCUUGAUAGAGGCUUGUUAGGGUUAGAUAAUACUCUCUAUCAAAUAGAGAAAGAAAUAGAAGAAAAAGAAGAGCGGCUUGCCCAGUAUAGAGCUAGCACAAAUCAACUGCAGCAGCUUCAAGAAACCUUUGAAUUUACAGCCAACAUAGCUCGUCAGGAAGAAAAGGUACGGAAAAAGGAAAAAGAAAUCCUUGAAUCAAGGGAAAAGCAGCAGAGAGAGGCACUGGAGCAAGCUGUUGCCAAGUUAGAAAGGAGGCACUCUGCUUUGCAACGUCGUUCGACGAUAGACUUCGAAAUCGAAGAGCAGAAACAGAAGCUUGCCACCUUGAACAAUAGCUGCAGUGAACAGGCAGGUCUGCAGGCUAGUCUAGAAGCUGAGCAGAAAGCCCUCGAACAAGACCGGGAACGAUCUCUUUAUAGCCUGGACCAGGAAAUCCAGCAGCUGAAGCAAAAAAUAUAUGAGGGUGAUGGUGGUCAGAAAGGAAAUCAUGGCACAUUAGAAGAGAGACUCUCCCAUACAACCUCCCCUACCACUCCAACAAGGACACAGCCACCUGCUGCACCGCUAGUUGAUGAUAGGAUAAAUGCCUUUAUUGAACAAGAAGUGCAGAGAAGGCUCCGGAAUAUUCAUCAUAAAGCUGAGGAUAAUGAUGUUAGCCUAUCCUGGUCUACAGAAAGUUUAAAGGAUAAUGAGAGGCUUAAUAAUGGCACUCUUCAACGCAAGCUGAAGUAUGAGAAAAAUCAACAGUGGCAGCCACAUUAUGGCUUUCCAUUUCUUUCUAAAGAUGCUAUUUGUGCUUACAACUUGUUUGGAGAAAACGAAGGAGUAAGAGACCAUAAAAGACAGAAGGCAUAUACAGAGAUGUGGGAUUUAUUUUCCAGUUCUGGAAGAAUCUCCUCCCCUUUUACAUCAGAGAAGGCAUUUGAGAAUGAAAGGAGUAAUUCAGAGAGCUUUGCUUGUCAUCGUGACACUGAAAGUAGUUUAAUUCACUCUAAAAAUAUUAAUACUUUAAAGAGUAAAAAUGUUCCUUAUCAGAAUGUUUUAUCUACUUCUUUACAAAGUCAUGACUUAAAUAAUGUGGCUUAUUCACGCUGCAAGGUUGAAAAUUUCCAUCAUUUUGAUGAUAAAAUAAUUACUUCUCCGGAUUGUGACAGCUCAAGAACUGAAUCUGAGUGUUCCCACUUGAAACAGCUGUCUCCUGUAGGAUCCUUAAUGGGUGCUAAUGAGCACGCUGGCUUUAACAGCACAUCAUGCUUUCUCUUUUCGCAGUCUAAUGUGCAUUCAGAAAUAAUAACUUGUAAAGAAAACAGUCCAUUUAAGACAGUGCACCCAACAAUUGAAGACCAGUCUAGUAAUUCUCAGCGUGCAACACAAGAAGCCUCUGAUUUGAUGUCUUUUAAGUCAACAGCUUCUUGUUUUGAUGUGAGACCAGAGCACACUUACAGUUUAGGAUAUCUUUUCAGCAAGCUUUCCUGCCUUUACAAAGAUACCAGUAGUCAGCUGCUCAACACUACAGUGGUUUCUAAACCAAUUAAGGAGUUGGGAAGUUUGUGUGACAGAAGUGAGAGAUGUGCACAAGCAGUAUCAUUAAUAAAAAAUCUGUCAUUUAUAAGAAACUUGCAAGUAAAUGUAUUCUUCAAGUCAGAUGUGAAUCGAGAUGUGUCCGCCUCUACUUAUGACGCCAAAUCUCAUACUGAAAAUGUUGCUCAGCCUGAAUCCGCUGUACGAGAGGCUAUCACAGUGUGUGCAAGAACGGAAAUCUCUGAUGCCUGUGCAAGAAAGCCCUCUGAAGGACUUGUAGGCUGUUGUGAAAAGGAAGAGCUGGAAAACAGUCUUGUGUUAAGGCAGAAAUUUGUGCAAUUUCCUGAUGUCUUUUUGAAGCUUCAGGUCUGUUCCCUGGAAAAAGUAAUGGAAUUUUUGACCUGUGCCUUACCUCAAAUUUGUACUAGAAUGGAGGAGUUGAAAGGUAUAUAUUGGCUUGCUGUUGGCAGUUGUAAAAAACCUGAACCAGAACCUGCUUGCUUGCUUUUGUUCAGCUCUGUUCUGUAUGUUGUUGUUUUAUCAGUUGAACAAGACGUCUGCCACAGUUCUUUGGCAAUGUUCCUUGAGGUUCCCAUCAUCACUGUAAAGGAGAUUCAAGUUGGCUUUGCUGGACAGAAUAUUAAUCUUCUGUGCUCUGCUGAAGAUGAUUUACUCACGAUAUUUACCUUUAACAAACACUUCACUCAAAGAAUUUGCCAUGACAUAAUGAGCGUUUUGAUUUCUGCAGUGGAUGAUGUUGUUUAUUUAAAUCACCAGCUCCUGAAAGAUGAUUUGAUGCAGAUUUCGCUUGACUGGACAUCGGAUGUAAAUGACCUAGUUUUUCCAAAUGGAGUACGAUUGUCCUGUAAAUUUAGAACUGAAUUAGUCGAUCUGGUUUACUUACUCCAUGAAAAUAUGGGAAAUAAUAAACCUGCAUUAGGUGAUGUUCAUGUACUGCUGUAUACCUCAGUGAAAGUAGACUGUGAUAAGCAGACUGUGUAUAGAGCUCUCGUUCUUACAACUACUCAUAUAGGUCUCUUAAGGGAAAGUGAUGUCUUUUAUCCUGCACCUAACAUUUUGGAUGCUUCAAGCCAGGAAUCACAAUUUGACAGGCUUCAGCUGUGCAGUUUGAAUGAUAUCCGUUGUGUAGUUUUGCCAGACAAAGAGAACUUCACACAACUUGAACUUGUGUUUUCUAGAAAGAGCAAGGUUGGAUCUGAUUCAGGAAUCGAUUUUUCUAAAUACUGUGAAAAAGAAGUAAAUACUCAACUGACAGUCAUCCCAUCAAUUCGUCAAAGCAGUUUGCAUAUCCCUUCGGAAGUCUGGAAAUUAACAUUCAGUUCAAGUGAAGAAGCCAUUUGGCUAAUUAUGCAUCUGACUAGGUGUUGAAAUCCAAAUACGUUUAGAUACAUUCAGAAUAAGAGGCUAAUGAAUAUUGAUAAUUUUUCUUUUUUAAUCAAUAGGCAAAAGAGUCCUUUGGGCUGGGAAGGGAGUACCGUAGGGUGGAUACACACAUCUUAGCAAAAAUAAUUAUUACUUGACUGCUUGCUUUUUGUGGGUCUGUGAUGCACUGUACAUAAGUUUCCUUGGGAAAGUGAGGAAACUAAAUAUUUCCAUCAUACGUGGUAGGUUGAUCAAAAUUAUAAUUACAGUGGUGCCCUAAUUUCCAUUUUGGCUCUGUUUUCUGGCUCCCUCCAUGUACUAUCUGUCUUCAUUAAUGUGUUCCGUGUUCCUCCUUAGUGACCUUUUCCUUAAUCUUUCUGAGUGUCUUUGUUUUUCGUGCUUCUCACUUAUUUCACGCCCUUGAUUUCAGUAUUUCAAAACAUUCAAAAUACUAUUUUUAUCUUACAUUCAUUGUAUGCUAUUAAUACUGAGGAUGUUUGUAGCUUUUAGACUUACAGUUUUGUAAGAAUAGCAUUGGCAAUUCUUUUCUGUUUCAGAGCUUUGCAUUUAAGGAUUAAUUCACUCUUGCAUUAAAAUUUCUCACAAGUGCAAAAGGCUUGUUGGCUGAGUUACCAGGAAUUGAUGGAUUUGCCAUAUCUCUUUUCUCCUGGGUUUGCCCUUUUUGCCCAGGGCUAAAAGAGCACAGGCUGUGUGGAAUCAGUGAAAUAGAACAAAAAAAAUAUAUGCAGAGAAUGUCCAAGAACAUCCAGUACUCCUUUUAGAUUUCCCCCUUACCUCCUUUUCUUGAAGGGAGUAAUACAUGGCUUUAAGUAACUCCUGUUUAUUUUGUCCAAAUAUUUAAGUUGUACUCAUCCACAACAGAGUAAGUCUUUAUAUUCCCUUGAUGCUGAGAAAAUGUGAUGCGAAAAAUAAACUUUUUAAAGGGUGUAAACAGACAUUACUUGUGCUUUAAAUAGCAUUUUAGCUUUUGGUCAUGUCACUAUACUUGUAGUAAGACAAAUGCUUUGGAGUUUGUCACACGCGUGCGUGUUUCUCAUGCGGUUAAAUGGAUAGUUAGCAACUGGGGAUACCACCUGAGUAACUCUAGAGUUCUCUUUGUACAAUGGGUUUGGCAUGAGUUUCCUCUAUUUUUGCUUGCUUACUAAUGGGGUUGUUGAUGCCACGAGAUUGCAUCUUAUGGUUUCUUUAAUAUUACAUUCCAAGAAAUAAUGAAACAAUCGAUCAUUAGUAAAAUAUUUCCAUUAGUCGAGGCAUGCCUUUAGGUACAAGGUUAUUCUUUACCAGUCAUCAGUGUCAUGUGUUCAAAUAAUAAAUAAGCUGUGGUAGCCCAUCUUUUUCUUCUUCCCUUGUAAAGGGAGCUGAAUACCUUUUAAAUCCUGUUGCUUCAAUGUGCCAUCUGCCUUAUUUGAGGAAGAUGGUCCUUGGCAGAAAAAACAGUGGUAUCUAAUCUGAAAUUCUAAAUUGUGUAAGCAUAUUGCCAGUAGAGGUGAAAUCUUCUACUAGACAGAGUUAGACUCCAGUCUCUCUACUAGUAUAAGAACAUUUCCCAUUUGUUCUUACCAUAUGUUAAGACAUGAUAAUGUAACUCACGUGGGAUUUAAAAAGAAAUAACUUGCAUUAGAUGAGGAAGUUAUGUCUGAAAGGAUGAAUGUUGGUUUGGGUAGAGAAUUAUAAGGGAUUUUUGAUCAUAACAAAAUUUUCUAUUACCUUAAGGGAGUCCAAAGAUGAGCAAAAUGUGUCACAUUAUUUUGAAGUAUGGAUUUAGUUUUUAACAAAAGAAGUAUACACAAAUACCUCUCAGAACAUGGAGUAGCCAGACUAGUUAUGAGUUCAAGUGCAAUAUCGUGUCAGUCCAGUUCAGGAGUGGCUCUUUCAUUGAAAUCACAAAGGCAAUUCCUCUGAGCCUUGCUGAAAGUUAACAUUGAGUGGUGCUAUUUGGGAAGACUGUCUUAAUCAAGACUAUUAAAGGAAGGCAAUUACUGCAACUUACUCCUUUUCAGAUUAUACUCCAAAGUUAAAUGUUGUGUUUCUGAUAACAUGGUUUUCCUCUUUCGUGUUUGCUUUCAAAUCUAGAUCCAUGAAUAUUCUGCACUUUUAUAGGGAAAAAAAAAAACAACCAAACCCAAACUUCACAGCAAUGGCUUUUAUUCUACUGUAAAUUAAGUAUAAUGUAAUAAUCAAUGUUUAUGAAGAUCAAACCAUUAUUUAAUGUAUUAGGGCAUGUUUUUCACAACACUUGAGUUUAUUUUCCUCUCUAUUAGGUGUUUGUAAGAGUUCUCUGAAAAUGACUGCCAAUAAAUUACUUGUUGACAGA